GGAACUGUGAACACAGUAAGGAUGUAUGGACCCUCGUCAGUACAGCCGCAUUCUCAGUCACAACCUCAGCCUCAGACUAAUGCUUUUUCUCAUGGUAAUGUCAACACAGUUAGAUUAUAUGGACCCCCUACACCAUCACAGUCACAGCCAACAACUAUUUUUCAAGGUACUGUCAACACUGUCAGAUUGUAUGGACCCCCUACACCAUUAGGGGACUCUCAGCCAGGAGGGUCUACUCAGCCAACAGUGUCUUCUCAGCCAUUCAACCCAAUUUCAUCAAAGCCUGUUACUAUAAGUCAAAAGAUUAUUCCAACAGUGGAGAAGGCAAUUGGCGUACUUGAGGCCAAUCAGAGAAAGAGGAAGAAGCCGGAAUGGCAAAAAUAUUAGGGUGGUUUUGUUGGUGAUAAACAAUUUAUGGAUGUGUUUGGAUGUGUUAUUGUAGAAAUGUUUUGAUGACAAGCAAGUGUUGUUUUGAUGAUACAUGUGAAGGAUAUGUUUGGAUGUAAUUGAUUAGACAAACAUGUAUAAUUAUGUAAUUGUGUUGAUGACUUAGAUGAUGGAUGUAUUUGAACCUAAUUUGAUGAAAAGUAGGUGUUGUUUAGAUGAUUUGGAUGAUGCCUAAAUGUUU
Alnus glutinosa is the source of this 628-nucleotide messenger RNA. RefSeq lists its product as uncharacterized. The transcript is spliced from 3 exons. The record is from RefSeq and is a predicted model, not a curated record. The coding region runs from base 22 to 387 and encodes 121 amino acids. NCBI's taxonomy places the organism in Eukaryota, Viridiplantae, Streptophyta, Magnoliopsida, Fagales, Betulaceae.